Messenger RNA from Equus caballus (horse), 4645 nucleotides. It is a transcript of the gene SCAMP5, whose product is annotated as secretory carrier membrane protein 5. Gene Ontology annotation, cellular component: recycling endosome membrane; trans-Golgi network membrane. Lineage: Eukaryota; Metazoa; Chordata; Mammalia; Perissodactyla; Equidae. The record is from RefSeq and is a predicted model, not a curated record. Gene Ontology annotation, biological process: protein transport.
UCGGAAAGUGCACACAUCAUAAUUGUAUGCUUGAUGAAUUUUCACAAAGUCAGCACCUCUGUGUAACCAGCACCCAGACCAGGGACAGACCGUUACCAGAUGCUUCUGCCCCCUCAAGGGUAAUACUCUCCUGACUUCUAGUUGUUUUUGCCUGGUUUGAAACUUUAUAGAAAUCUCUGCUCAAUGUAUAAGUGUUGCAUUGCUUUAGCGCUUGGUUGUAGACCAUCUUCUGUUUUUUAUUUUGCAUAUACAUAUAUUUAUAUACACCAAAGUUACCGUUCUAGCAAGAUGAUUGCCCAUUCGCUUCCUUGCCAUAUGUCACCAACCAUUACUUAAUGUAUGUCUUAGCCCAGGCCUCUCACUGAACUCCUGACUGGAAUAUUCCCAAUGCCUACAAGGCGGCUGCAGCCCUGUCUGGGGGUCUCACAGCACCUCAGACUUGGCAUGUCUGUAACGCAGCUUCUUGUCUUCGGCAAGGACCCUGAGCCUCUUCUCAUGGUGUUUCCCACGAUGGGGUUCUCAGUAAAUAGCCCCACCAUCCACUCAGUGGUUUAAGUUGGCAAGGAGGCUUCUUGAUGGCCUCCCUCCCCCUACUCCCAAAAUCCAUCUCAGGACCACUUCAAACUUGCCUUAUAAGGGCCUCAAGAUUCAUUCCCUGCCCACCUCAGCUCUCCAGCCUCCUCUCCAGCUGCUUCUGCAUUUACACUCCUUGCUUUGGCCACUGUGGCUUUCUUUCCCUUACUCAGAAGUGUGAAGCUCCUUCCUGCAUCAGGGUCUGUGCCUGCUUUCCCCUCUGCCUAGAAGGCUGCCCUGCCCCAGGCAACUCCUCUGUAUUCUUCAGGUUUUUCACUUACUGCUUACAUUUAAUUUCCAUGACUGCCUAGACUGGGUUAGAUCACCUUGAUAUAUUCUGUGCAUGUUUUAAUAGCAGCCAUCCUUCCCUUUUAUAUUAUUUACUGCACAGGUUAUUGACUCUUUCAUGCAGAAGGCAGGGACUACAUCUGUCUUACUCGUGCUGUCUCCACACUGCCUGGCAAAUAAUAAAUCCCCAAUAAGUGAACAAAUGACUGAAGGCAAAAGCAGGAGGGGAGGGGAGCCCAGCCUGUGAGAGAGGCCAGGGCUCUGCCAUGUUCAGAGUUGAGGAAUAAAUUUCUUCUUACAGAGGUCUAUGGUACCCUUGGGCUUUCUCUGUCACUUGGCUUUCCCUGCAUGAGGUCCCCUCCCAGGUUCCUUUCCCACCCUUGGAUGGAGUUUUCUGAAGGCAAAGGGCAGGAGUCCCUGGCAGGAUGUAGCUGGUAGAAUGGUGGCUCUGUGAAGUAGGAACUGCCUCAACGGAGUUCAUCUCACCAUGGGAGUAUGAGUUCAGGACAAAGAGGCAUAGGCAGGCUGCUGGGCCGGCUGCUGCCAUCAUGGCAGAGAAAGUGAACAACUUCCCACCGUUGCCCAAAUUCAUCCCGCUGAAGCCAUGUUUCUACCAAGACUUCGAGGCAGACAUUCCUCCCCAGCAUCUGAGCAUGACCAAGCGCCUCUACUACCUGUGGAUGUUGAACAGUGUCACGCUGGCCGUGAACCUGGUGGGCUGUCUCGCGUGGCUGAUCGGAGGCGGGGGAGCCACCAACUUUGGCCUCGCCUUUCUCUGGCUCAUCCUCUUCACACCCUGCUCCUACGUCUGCUGGUUUCGGCCCAUUUACAAGGCCUUCAAGACUGACAGCUCCUUCAGCUUCAUGGCAUUCUUCUUCACCUUUAUGGCUCAGCUGGUCAUCAGCAUCAUCCAGGCUGUGGGCAUCCCAGGCUGGGGUGUCUGUGGCUGGAUCGCUACCAUCUCCUUCUUCGGAACAAACAUUGGCUCAGCGGUGGUGAUGCUCAUUCCCACCAUCAUGUUCACGGUCGUGGCUGUCUUUUCCUUCAUCGCCCUCAGCAUGGUUCAUAAAUUCUACCGGGGCAGUGGGGGGAGUUUCAGCAAAGCUCAGGAGGAGUGGACCACAGGGGCAUGGAAGAACCCACACGUGCAGCAGGCAGCCCAGAAUGCAGCCAUGGGGGCGGCCCAGGGUGCCAUGAAUCAGCCGCAGACUCAGUAUUCCACCACCCCCAACUACACAUACUCCAAUGAGAUGUGAGCCAGCUGAGCCUACUGGAAGGCAGGGCUGGGAGCCAGUGGGAUGGGGGCUGAAGCCACAUUGUCUGUUGUGGUGACCAAGCAGGGUUCCCCCUUCCCUUUUCUCCUCCCCAACUUUGUACAAAGAAUCAGAGUUAUAUAUAUAUAUAUAUAUAUAUGUGUGUGUAUAUGUCCACCCCCAGCCCCAAACACCCUUUGGAUUCUGCUCUUGGCAUUCUUAGAGCUGUGGGCUGCAAGGGGAGCUGUCCUGUGCGGUAGUAGCUGUGUCUGUGUCCCCUUGUGAAAUAGUGUGCAGUGAAGGUCUCUGUUGUUGUGGUGCUAGAUGUAUGUUUAGAACUAAGCCAGCCCCCCAUCCUCCACCAGGCUGCCCCAUCUAACCUUGACCCAGGGACCCCUCAUGGGAUAGGGGGAGGCAUAGCAGAGAGCCUGGCCCCCUCCCCAGGGUUAUGAACUGAAACUGUUUCCACUUCUGGUCUUCCUGGGAAGCAACAGUAUUUAGCAUUCAUGGGGGUGGUAGGUUGGCGGGGGGCGUGGACAGGCAGGGGAUCUUCCCUUGCUCCUUCUGAUCCGGGUCUGCUCCCCCUCAACUUCCUCCUCCUCUCCUCUAUUCCUGCUCUCAUAUUCCCUGUGGUCUCUUCUCUCACCCAGGGUCUCUCUCUUCCCCAUGUGGCUUUUCUUUGUUUUCCCCAAGGCUGAGUAUCCCUGUUGUAUCUGCUCCUGAGACUGAGCCCAUUCCCAUAUCAAGGAAGCAGGCUGGGGAGCUGAGCCUUAGCCCUGAUGUGGGAAGGCACAUAGCCGGAGACACAGAGCCCACCUGGGUACCUGCCUCCCAGGGAAUGGAAAUGUUGGGUUGUCUCCUUGACUCUCAGAGCUUGGCCUGCCAGGGCAGGCUCCUGUUUUCCCUGCCUUGCUUCCCCUUUCUCUUCCCAGAGCUCCCUCAAGCCCCUCUGCUUAUGUCCCUCCCUGCACCCACAGCUGCUGUGGCCUGAUCCUUCUACCUUCCCCCUCCAUGUGCCAGGUGGUGUCUGCCAUCCACAAGGGUAGAUUCCACUGCCUUCCCUGAAGAGCUGGAUGGUGUCCAGGCAAUUUUCAGGUAUAAAGGUACAGCUGGAGCAGAGGGUAUGUAAAUAAUUAUUGGUUCCUGGGUGGAAUUAUUGGCCCAAGCCCACUGGGCAGGUGCUAGAUGUCUCUGAAUGACCAUUGGAUUCCUGGGAGCAGUAGCUGUUCUGUUUGGAUCUGGUAGAAGGGACAGGCUCAGAGGCCUAGGCCUGGAGGGGAAAGCAGAGGAGAAGGCAGGCAGGACCCAGUGAGAGGGGAGCAUGCCCCACACCCCCACCCCAGCUUGCUCUUGGUCACAGGACAGUUCUGGGCAUUUGAACUCAGGGCCUAGCAAGAAGCACAGGCCCAAUCCUAUCCACAAGCACAAGGGCCGGGAUGGAUUUCAGGGUAGGCAGGGUGGGAGGGGAGGCUCUCUGGCUUUUUCUUUUAAUGAAGAUUACUUGCUCCCUCUGCCUACCAGACUUGAUUCUUGCCCUCCCUCAUCCUGUCAGAACCCCCUUUCCCUUCCAGGACAGCGAUUUCAGGUCUGGGGGGCUGUUACAUGCCAAGCAUUGUGAGAAUGUUGCUGGUGGAGGCCCUUGCUCUCUCUGAGGCUUGUAGGGAAGUGGGUUCCCACCUAAGGAGCAGUUGCCUGUUUCCCACCCCAACUUCUGCCUGGGCUGUUUGGCCUGAAAAACCAAACCCCGCUUGGCCACUCAGGGCUGGCUCCAGCUUGGAACCCAACACCUGGAAUUUCAGGUGCCAUCCUGAGCUUUGGGCUCCAGGCAUACCAUUUUUCUGUAAGAGGAUCCAGGACCUCUGGAAAGUUCUCUUCUUAAUGGUCCCUUAGGCUUGGGCCAGAGUGUGAUUGGCUGUCUCCUCUAUCACUUUCUCUCUGGAAAGCAAUUACAGCCCUUAGUACCUGAAAAGAGAUCUUAGGUUUAGGCUCUUUCUCCCCUUCCCUCUCCCCCACCAGAGACCCCUGGCUCCCUUUCUCUUAGUCUGUCUGGUCACUCUAGGAGGCCUGUGGUCCAGCUGCCAGCCCAACAUCCACGACCUGUUGGAUGCCACUUCCAGUCGAUCUCCUAUCCUAUCUGCCUUUCCUCUUUCCUGGCUCAGACCUAUAUGGCCAUGCCCUGGCUCUGCCCUUGGGAAGGCCUGCUACCUGUGUGUGGCCUGGCUUGUCCAGGCCCUGGGAUGCUGCAUCUCCAGGCAACUAUGCACUUUGAGGGGAGGAACUGGGCACAGAUUUAUCUUUGCUAGAUGGUCUGGCUUGGGGGUUGGGUGGAGGAAGGCCCAGGUCAGUUCUGGGAAUCCUCAGGUCUGCAGCCAGCCAGUGACCUGCCUUUGCAUUCUGUGGUGCCCACUGCUCCUCCUUGUUUCUGGGAGACACAGACCAUUCUCCAAUUGGCAGUUGACCUGCCUGAGCCAGUGUGUCUGUCUGUGGUAACUGAGUGAACCAUAAUAAAGGGGAACAUUUGGCCCUGUGUG